AUGGCUUUCAACGAACAGCCCUCGAACCCUCACCCCGAUGCUGUAGCUGAAGACGCUACGGCAGCCGUCGAGGCGAUCGACGGAGUCUCAGCACGUCAGCUGAUCGACGAAGCAAAGCGCCACUUUGCACUCAAAGAAUACGUUCAGGCUUCCGACAAGCUGGCUCUUGCUCUCGACGACCUUCGAGAAUCUCACGCCGAAGAUGCCGACGAGGUUGCGCCGGUCUUGCAACUAUACGGCCAGAGCGUGCUGGAAAACUUCAUCCUCAACUCGGGCGCCUUAGGAGGAGGUGGUGGCUCUGCUCCCUUGCCCGCUCCUUCCGCUCCCGUGGCUUCUGGAUCAUCGUCGAAGCCAUCCGGCUCGUCCUCGUCGAGUGCGGUCAAGAGCGAUCCCCGCUUCAGCUUCACUGGCGAUGCGGAGGAUGACGACGACGAUGAGGAGGAGCAAGCCGCUGCCGGUGCUGCUGGAGAGGGUGACGACGACGACGAUCUGCAGCUCUCAUUUGCUGUGCUCGACCUCGCCAGAGUCAUCUACAAGCGCAUCCUCGACUCGGACUCCCAAAAGCUGACAACACUAGAUGGGCAGGAGUGGGGCAAGACCCGCAUCCAAGCCGAGCUGGCGGAAGUGAUGAACUUGCUCGGCGACGUCGGUCUGGAAUCGGAAAACUUCACCCAGGCAUCGGCCGACUAUAAAUCGAGUCUCGACAUCUUGCUCCCUCUCCUCAACCCGCACUCGCGUCGACUUGCGGAUGCGCACCUGCGUCUUGGGCUCGCGCUCGAAUUUCACCCGGAUGUGGAGCAGCGCAAGGGCGCCAAGGCCCAUGUUCAAGCCGCUUCUGAUGUGUGCGGUGCACGUGUUGCUGCGAUCCAAGCUCGUAUCGACAACUUCACCGCGCAAACCAUCUCGACCACAGACGCCGGGGCGGAGAAAGAGAAGGACGACCUCGCUGACCUGCGCGACGAAGCGGCGCUCAAAAAGGAGCUCGCGGACAUCCAAGACUUGAAGAAGGAGCUCGACACCAAGCUGGAAGAGUACGACACCGAGGACGGACAGGCGCAGCUCAACGGCCAGCCCGACAUCACGGGCGUGCUGGGCUUGCCUGCGGAAGCGGCGGCAGCGGCGGGCAUGUCGACCAAAGAUGCGCUGCAGCAGGCCAUCAAGGAUGCGUUCCUCGGUGCGCAGGCCGAGGGCGCGAGCGAGGUGAACCCUUUCACGGGGGCGAGCAAGGCCAGCGCAGCAGAUGCGCCGGUGAACAACCUCAGCUCGAUGGUCAAGAGGAAGAAGAAGACCGACGAGGAAGGCGCGACGGCGACGAACGGAGAGACGGACGCCAAGAAGGCGCACACCGAGGCAUGA
Kalmanozyma brasiliensis GHG001 is the source of this 1356-nucleotide messenger RNA. RefSeq names its product Tetratricopeptide, SHNi-TPR domain protein. Gene Ontology annotation, cellular component: nucleoplasm. Gene Ontology annotation, biological process: DNA replication-dependent chromatin assembly; CENP-A containing chromatin assembly. The record is from RefSeq and is a predicted model, not a curated record. The transcript has a single exon. The coding region runs from base 1 to 1356 and encodes 451 amino acids. Gene Ontology annotation, molecular function: histone binding. NCBI's taxonomy places the organism in Eukaryota, Fungi, Basidiomycota, Ustilaginomycetes, Ustilaginales.